Messenger RNA from Tupaia belangeri chinensis (Chinese tree shrew), 1017 nucleotides. RefSeq names its product mas-related G-protein coupled receptor member H. Lineage: Eukaryota; Metazoa; Chordata; Mammalia; Scandentia; Tupaiidae. The coding region runs from base 1 to 1017 and encodes 338 amino acids. Gene Ontology annotation, biological process: G protein-coupled receptor signaling pathway. Gene Ontology annotation, cellular component: plasma membrane. Gene Ontology annotation, molecular function: angiotensin receptor activity. The record is from RefSeq and is a predicted model, not a curated record. The transcript has a single exon.
AUGGAGCUAUCGACAGUGACCCUGAAUCCUCCAGAGUCCACACUCUACACCAGAAAGGAGUCCCUUCAUGAAACAACCUGGUCAUCGGAACUGCCGACUGAGCCCCCACUGGAUUCAAAGAGACAAUACAGUUACAUCUACAUUUCCCUGCUCAUAUGCCUCCUGGGGGCACUCGGGAAUGGGCUGUUGAUAGCGUUUCUCACCUUCUGUGUGAAGAGGAAGCCGCUAACCGUCUACAUCCUGAACCUUGCCAUCGCUGACUCCAUGGUCCUCCUCUGCACCUUUGCCUUCCAGCUGAUGAACAUCCUCUAUUACCACCUCAGUGACGACACCUUCCUAAACUACGUCAUCUUCCUCAUGGUUUUUGGCUACAACACGGGUCUGCACCUCCUCACGGCCAUCAGCGUGGAGCGGUGCCUCUGCGUGCUUUACCCACUCUGGUACCACUGUCAACGCCCAAAGCACCAAUCCGCCAUCGCCUGUGUCCUGCUGUGGGCACUUUCGGUCCUCGUGUCUGGGUUAGAAAGCUUCUUCUGCAUUCUGAAAAUAGAGCCUACACUCCCCAAGUGUCAGUACGUGUACACGUUUUCUUGUAUCGUGGCCUUCGUCAUCUUUGCUCCUCUCUUGGUCUUCUCCAACUUGAUCCUCUUCCUCCAAGUCUGCUGUAACCUGAAGCCCCGUCAACCCACAAAGCUCUACAUCAUCAUCAUGGUCACUGUGGUCUUGUUUCUGGUCUUCGCCAUGCCCAUGAAGGUUGUGUUGAUCCUCGUGUACUCUUGUGGCCCCGGUGCUGACUACGUGGGCAGGUUCUUUCCUUAUUUGUACACGAUGUCCACCAUCAACUGCAGUGUCAACCCAAUUGUCUAUUUUGUGGUAGGGAGUGUUAGGAGAGAGAGAAGUAGGAAGUCCUUAAAAGAAACAUUGCAAAAGGUCUUUGAAGAAAAGCCAGUGCCAGACUUGGGUGGGAAUGCCACACAAUUGACUCCAGACUCAGCAUCUCCCACUAGGAUGUCCUAA